Messenger RNA from Melitaea cinxia (Glanville fritillary), 4178 nucleotides. Its product is annotated as dnaJ homolog subfamily C member 10-like. Gene Ontology annotation, cellular component: plasma membrane. Lineage: Eukaryota; Metazoa; Arthropoda; Insecta; Lepidoptera; Nymphalidae. The transcript has 25 exons. Gene Ontology annotation, molecular function: ATP binding; ATP hydrolysis activity; ABC-type transporter activity. The coding region runs from base 1 to 3882 and encodes 1293 amino acids. The record is from RefSeq and is a predicted model, not a curated record.
AUGGGUCCAUCUGGAGCCGGAAAAACAACGCUCUUGAAUGCACUUACUGGUUUUUCAAUUGAAGGAGUGAAGGGUAUAAUCCGAGCUGGGGACAGUAAGUGCGAAUUAGGAAACAGUCAGAGUUCCCAAGACUGUUUAAAGGAGUAUCGUAAGAAAUCGUGCUACAUUUUACAAGAUGACAGAUUGAAUCCACUGUUCACGGUCGGUGAACUAAUGCAAUUCGCCGCUGAUCUGAAACUCGGCAAUUGUAUCACUCCGAAGUUAAAGGAUUCUGUUAUUAACGAAGUACUGGACACUUUAGGGUUAUCGGGUACAAAGAAUACACGAUGUUGCAACCUUUCCGGCGGUCAACGAAAACGUUUGUCCAUUGCAGUUGAACUCAUCGAUAACCCACCGAUAAUAUUUCUAGAUGAACCAACGACAGGGCUAGAUAGUUUGACAUCUCUUCACUGCAUGAAAAUGCUGAAGGAACUGGCUGUUGCUGGCAGAACAGUCGUCUUUACUAUACAUCAGCCUCCAGCAUCUUUAUACAAAAUGUUUGAUCAGGUAUACAUCCUAGCUGAGGGAAGGUGCAUCUACAAUGGUCCGAGCGAGGACACUGUGCCCUACCUCGCAUCAUUGGGCCUACAGUGUCCUAAAUACCACAAUCCUGCCGAUUACAUAUUGGAGAUAGCGAAUGGUGAAUACGGUGAACUAAAUGAAUAUUUGGCGGCGAAAAUCAGCAGCAGUCACUAUUUUACCGAGAAGUCACCCAUUGAACCACAAGCAGCUCCAAAAUUCGCUUGCGGAAAACUAACAAUUGUUGUCAACAAUCCACCGGAGCUGUAUAAGUUUAAUGUGCUUUUCAGACGAUGUAUUAUUCAACUAUAUCGAGAUUGGACAGUAACGCAUCUAAAGAUACUAAUGCAUAUAGUUCUUGGAGUCUUGAUGGGUCUGUUCUAUCAGUACACGGGCAACGAUGCAUCAAAAACUUUCAACAAUCUCGGUUUCCUAAUAGUCUCCGCCGCCUACCUCUGCUACACUUCUAUGAUGCCCGGAGUAUUAAAAUUUCCCGACGAAUUGCCGGUCUUGAAAAAAGAAAACUUCAACAACUGGUAUAAUCUCAAGACCUACUACGCGGCUACACUGAUUACUAGUAUACCAUUACAGAUCUCAUUUAGCAUUGUAUACUCAGCGCCAUCAUACGUGUUGACCGGCCAACCGGUGGAAAUUGAACGAUUUGCAAUGUUCGUGUUGGUUUUGGCCAACGUCACGCUGUUGGCUGACGCUAUUGGAAAUCUCAUAGGCACUUGUGUGCAAGCAAUCAAUGGUACGUUCUUUGGUGCCAUCACGACGUGUACCAUGAUUGUUUUCGCGGGAUUUCUCGUACUGACGUCGCACAUGUCGCCUCUCAUGCAAUACGUUUCAACGAUUUCUUUCCUCAAGUAUGUUUUGGAGGCUCUGGCUCUAUCAAUUUAUGCAUUCAACAGAGCACCACUUGUAUGCCCGAAAGAUAAAAUUUAUUGCCAUUUGAGGUAUAAGUUUACACUAAUACUGCUAAUAUUAUUUACAAGUGCAUCGUCUGAUGUCACUUAUUAUGAAAUAUUAGGAAUAUCGAAAGAUGCAACUACUCAAGAAAUAAAACAGGCUUACAAAAAGCUAGCAGUUAAACUUCAUCCAGACAAAAACUCUAAUAAAGAUCAACAGAAAAGGUUCUUAAAAAUCACUGAGGCAUAUGAAACUCUAAAGGAUCCACAAAAAAGGCAUAACUAUGACAUAUAUGGAUCAGAACAAUCAUACACAAGGAAAUAUGAUUACCAAUCACAAACUGAAUACAACAAUUUAUAUUACAAUGGCCUAUAUCAUGAAGAUCCAUUUGUCAAGACUUUGAGUUCUCGUAGCUUUUAUUCAUAUUUAAAUGAAGGAUUAUAUUUUAUAAAUUUCUAUUCACCUUUCUGUCCUCCGUGCCAAAAUUUGGCCAAACAUUGGAAAAUGUUGGCAGAAACUUAUAAAGGAAUUAUAAAUGUCGGAGCUGUAAAUUGUAAAUAUUAUAAUUCAUUUUGUUACAAUAAUAUGAGGAUUGGUAGUUACCCAACACUUCUGUUUUACCCUGAUGGUAAAAACGGCAACUAUCUUCGCUACAAUGGCGCACAUACAUUUGAUGCGUUGGAAGAAUUUGUAUUAAAGUUUGUUCGUAGUACAGUUCGUGUACCAGUAAUAGCUAACAUUGUGAAGACUGAUGAACCCAUAUUGUAUGUUUUGGAUGAAGACAUUGGUGAAAACAAAAUAUUAAAAAUCGCAUACCAUCUCAAUGGUAUAGCAAAUGUGUUCAUGGCUGGUCAUAUUCGAACGCAUCUAAGUAACAAUCCUGAAACAGUGCUAGUGUUUAAACAUAACGAAAAUGUCAAAGAAAUACAGAGUACAGAUGAAAAUGAAAUUAUUAAAGAAGUAAUGGAAAUGCUUCAUCCAGUGGAGAAAAUAGACUUUGAAAUGUUUCAGAAAAUUAGAAAUCAACUACGAAAUGGAUAUGAAACUCCCUGGGUAUUGUAUUUUACAACAGACGAAAGCAACAUGUUGGCCUUUCAUCAAAUGAGAAGUGCAAUACCAGCAAUGAACUUUGGUGUGAUCAACUGCUCGCGGCAGGAGCAGCUGUGCCUGUCCCUGCAGACGGAACGCGGUGAAACGGCCGUGUGGGCGCUGCUUAAGAGCAGCGGCGCCUUCCAGCGCCUGCGUGACGUCACGCGGCCCUCCCUGCGGCGGGCCGCCCACGCCAGGGCCCUGCACUCUCUGUCGCCCUCCGACCUCGUCAGGGUUCUUUCGGGAGAUAUGGGUAUAUGGGUGCUAUUGAUUGCACCGUAUCAAGUUUCAUGGGAACAUUUAGAUUUACCGUUCACACAGGCCAGUAUAGAAAUGUUGGACUCGGGAAUCAGUUUUGGUAUAAUGUCCUGUACAGCGAGUACAAAUAAAUAUUGUCGUGAUUUGAUUCACAAUGAACCGGCCAUAAUUGUACAGAAUGGCACAAUCAACUUCAGAUACACUGGAGACGGCAGUAAAGAUGAAAUUAUUGAUUUCAUCCAAUUGCUUAAAGAAACUUCUGACAUAGAGUUAUCAGAUGAGAAAGCAAUAGAGAUAGAGUCUCGAGAGGCGGAAGAGGCGUGGCUCGUAGCCUUCCUGCCGCCCGCCUGCGCACGCGCAUGUGACGUGUUCCGCGCACACUGGCGAGCUGUGGCCCAGCGGAUGUACUUCUACCACUUUUAUAAGUCUUGUAAUUUAUUUUAUUUGCAGUUAAAACCAUUGGAUUUCGUCAAAGUGGGAUUGUAUGACUGUGACACACUAUUGUUUCCCUUCUGUAAAGUUAUUCGCACCCCUAUAGCAAAAUACUUCCCGCUUGAGGCAAAACGUCAAGUUAACACGAUAAGUUUACAAUAUCUCAAUGAAGUGCCUUAUAUACUGGAAUCAGUACUCGAUCAAAUAUACGACAGAAUUGUCAAGUUGAAUUGGCAAGCUUUCUCUAAGAACGUCAUAGCUGAAGAUUUGUAUCCUAACAGAGACAAAAAACCGUGGCUAGUCUAUUUCCAUUCUCCACGUUGUUACCACUGCUAUGAAAUGUUUCCCGACUUUGUCAUCACUGCAUAUCACCUAGGAAAUGAUUUACAAUACGGAAAAGUAAAUUGUAUCACCGAAAGAACUAUCUGCCAACAAGAACAUAUCUCUCACUACCCUACAAUCAAGCUUUACUUGAACCGGCAACAAGGCCGCACGAGUACUGUGAUUAUAUUGAAACCAAAACAUUACAAGAAACUCAUAGAAGAUAUAAAACCACAUUUGUUAAGAUAUAAUAGUGAUUUUGGUAUAAAAAAUAUUGAUAUAAAAAGUCACAUAAAUUUCAAGGAUGAACUAUAACGUUGUAGAAAUUAGGUAAAUAUAAUUAAUUGCAUAAUUUAAAUCUAUUUCGAUGCUUUUCGCUUAUGUAUGAAAAGUAAAUACAUUUUCAUAAAAAAGGAAACGAAAAGCAGUGAAAACCAUCCUUGAAAGUUUUUAAGUAUUAGUUUGUUUAUAAUUUAAAAAAACGUUCCAUAAAUGUACUCAUAUUAAUUACAUCAAAUACCUCCUAUUUUGAAGGCGGUUAUAAAUUGAAUUUAGAACGCAAAUGUAUUACUGCCAUUUUUUUAUCAAAUUCGUACUAACUUCUCACACAA